This is a messenger RNA of Lasiodiplodia theobromae, 555 nucleotides long. Its product is annotated as Cell wall protein. Lineage: Eukaryota; Fungi; Ascomycota; Dothideomycetes; Botryosphaeriales; Botryosphaeriaceae. Bases 1 to 555 code for a protein of 184 amino acids. The record is from RefSeq and is a predicted model, not a curated record. The transcript has 2 exons.
AUGAAAACCGUAUCUAUCCUCAUCGCUGCACUCACCGGCGCCCUCGCCGCACCAACACAAGAAACGUACUACAAGCUCGUCGCUUCAGCUCCCGGCAAGCCCAUCGACAACCAGCCGCUGAAGCCCAACGCCGAAUUCUGGUACAUCGGAAAAGAGGCCAACUCGACCUGCGGCGACGUAGCCCCCGCCGUCACCGUGACCAGCACGGGACGCCUGGGCUUCUACGCGGACGGACACCAAAACCAGCAGUACUCCUACGUCGAUGUUUCCGGAGGCGGCAAGGGUCUUUUCGGCUUUACCCUCCCAAAUAAAGCCGCGGAGCAGUGGGACCGGGUGGACGUCUUCACGCUGGCUGGCUCAGAGGAGGAUAACAUCAAGCUGAUCUACGACAAAGAUGGCAGCAAUUGGCUCGCUUGCCCUACUGACUUCGCGGGCCAGUAUACUAUCUACCCUGAGAAAGCGUACGACAGGCAUGCUCCAACGAGCGACUGCAUUUCGUUUGAGGCUAGAGCGGAAAAAGUGGAGACCCCGAAGAGUGUCUGCGUCUACAACUAA